This is a messenger RNA of Bufo bufo (common toad), 1099 nucleotides long. RefSeq names its product FAM3 metabolism regulating signaling molecule C (gene FAM3C). Lineage: Eukaryota; Metazoa; Chordata; Amphibia; Anura; Bufonidae. Bases 118 to 804 code for a protein of 228 amino acids. The transcript is spliced from 10 exons. The record is from RefSeq and is a predicted model, not a curated record.
CGUCUGAAGUGAAAAGUUAGUUUCCUGCGGUUGGCGUUUUAAGCGUUACUGUCGUGGUUUUGAUUUUAUGAACAUAACCAGGUAAGUGCAGAGAACAUUACAUCGUCAUCGUCAAACAUGAGGAUAGCAGGUGCAGUGAAGUAUGUUGUGGCCGUGGCGGCAGCUUUAUUGACCUUUUACAUCAUCUCUCAAGUAUUCGAAAUAAAGAUGGAUUCUAAUUUAGGCCAACUUCUAGCCAGGUCACAGCUGGACAUUGUCACACAUCCCACUACUAAGGCACCAAGAUACAGAUGUGGCAUUUCAAAGAUUUGUCCAGAGAAGCACUUUCCUUUCAAGAUUUCAAGCGGAGCAGCUAAUGUUGUCGGGCCCAAGAUUUGUGUGGAUGAUGUUGUUUUGAUGAGUGGCGUGAAGAACAAUGUCGGACGUGGAAUUAACACGGUUUUGUUGAACGGUAAAACUGGAGAAUUAAUUGAAACAAAGUACUACGACUUGUGGGGUGGAGAUGUAACCCCCUUCAUUGAAUUCCUUAAGAAGAUUCCAGAUGGAACAAUAGUUUGUAUGGCAACCUAUGAUGACGGAGCAUCAAAAUUGAAUGAUGAAGCCCGAAAACUGAUUUCAGAGCUUGGAAGUACAGUCAUCAACUCUCUGAGCUUCAGAGACAACUGGGUCUUUGUUGGUGGAAAAGGCAUAAAGACUAAAAGUCCAUUUGAGCAGCAUAUAAAGAACAAUAAAGAUACAAACAAAUAUGAAGGGUGGCCGGAAGUGGUGGAAAUAGAAGGCUGCAUCCCUCAGAAGCAAGAGUGACUGAAUAGACGAAGCAAGAACUCUACAAUGGACUGGGACAGGGAAUGCCUUUUACAACAGCCAACGAAGUAGAAUAUACUGAACAGUCUCAUCCAUCUUGUUGACAUGAGCAUAGUCCUACAUGAAAUUUAUUUAUUACUUCUACAAAUGGGUAUUUUUUAUAAAACAAAAAAAGAGCAGAUUGAUGAAUAAUGAAUAUUGUGGAACCUGUGCUGGGACCGCGAUGACGCAUCUCUGAAAACGCCCCUGGAAUAACAUGGGAACAUCUGGACUCUUGUAGUGAUUUUUUUCUGGU